Penaeus monodon (black tiger shrimp) is the source of this 3828-nucleotide messenger RNA. RefSeq lists its product as uncharacterized. The record is from RefSeq and is a predicted model, not a curated record. Lineage: Eukaryota; Metazoa; Arthropoda; Malacostraca; Decapoda; Penaeidae.
CGCUCACUAGACUUUGAAUACGCCGCUAAUGGCCUUGGAUGUUGACGCGGCAGAAUUUUUUCAAUAAGUGAGUAAAUCUAGUACUGUCCGCUUAGCCCGAUCGUUAACUCUUUUACCCUUUUCACCACAAUACCUUACCAUAGUGCUCUAUGACCUUUGAUGUCUAGUAUGGCAAAUAUAUACAUUCUUAUCUCCCCACUUGUGUUCCUUCUCUUCUCUUCCAUAUACCAUAAUCGUAAACUUAUCUUUACCCCUUUUCGCCACAAUAGUGUCAUAAUCCCAUAGGACCUUUGAUGUCUGACACACUUGUUCUUGGCUAUUCUUUAAGUCCACCAGCAUCGCCUUCUGAACCAAAAAAACGGUCUUAUCUGGGCUUCACCCCAAACCCCACUAUCGCCGUAUUUUGAAUACGUCGCUACCCUAGAUUACGCGACAAAAUGUUUAAAAUAAGUAAAAUAGACCGAAACGCCUGUUAAACCGUCAGAACUUUAUUGUACAAUCUAAUUUCAACAAAGGCUAUUCAAAUCGGAGACACGAGACUGGGCCCCAUGUGGGGGAUCACCCCUACCUUGUACCUCGGCCCUCGCCUUGACUAAUUUUGCAUGUUUCUUGUUUCCAUAUCCUUUUCUUCAUCGCCUGACCACUCAUCUUAGUCGUUAACUCAUUUCUACUCCUUUUCGCCACAAAAGUAUAUUAUAUGACCUCUGAUGUCUGGCACAUUAAUUUGUUUUGACCAUUACACAUUCUGGAAAUCCACAAACAUCGCCUUAUUAAAAAAAAAGAAAAAAAAAAAAAAUUGCCGGGGGCUUCGCUCCUCAAGCCCCAACUCUCGCAAUAUUUCGUUUACGCCGCUAAUGACCUUAGAUGUUGACGCGGCAGAAAAUUUUUCAAUAAUUACUUAAAUAUCUUUAUUACAAGUAUGAGGAAGUGGAAACGUUAUAACUCGACUUUCGCCAGAGUUGUUUUAUUCGAAAGUGCGACAUGUUAACUUCUAUUGAUAAGGAAAUGGCUCGGCAUCUAUCGCCUCGUAUCAGUACUGUGUGAUUAGAUUAGUAUGAAGUCUGUUGUGGUACUUGCAGUACCUUGUGUAUAAAGUUAGUAUCCAUUACAACACGGAAUCAGGAAUGAUCUUAAGAAGAAAGUAACACCGAAUUAGGAUGACUUCUGAAGAGGACUCUCAGCAUUGUAUUGAAACCACAGGUCUGACGGCACAAGGUCCUGGAGUCCACAGUCACACAUCAAGACCUUAUGCUGCCCAGCCUAGUGAUCUCCUCAACCCUGAAGAUGGCCUCCACAGUGAUCUUAUCAUGCACUCUCAAGGCCGCACUCCAGGUCUUCACUCAGUUACACCUAGGAAUAACCUGAGGGAACCUGAGACUUCAAUAGUUGAAACAUACUUGCCCAGUUCUUCAUCUUUGGGCUUGAGCAAAUACUCCCUGCUGAUGAAGUUGUUAAAGACGAGAGAACAAAGGAGGACAGGAGGUACAAAAAGUGCCCAGACUGUAAAUGAUGGAUAUAUAGAUCAUGGGUCUCAUGGCAGUAAACAGAUGGAAACUAAGGGAUGUGAGUUAUUUAAGUUAAGACAUGAAAGAUUUAAUGCAGCUGGAACCAAUUACAUCCCAGAUUGCACUAUAAAUCAUCAGCCAAAUGUUACAGAAGUUGAGAGAAAUGUGCUUUCAUCAGGAUUGGCGGACGAUUGGUCAAGUGAUGAAGAAAUCCAGUAUUUAGGCUCGUACAGUCAAGCACAGAGGGAAUUCCACAAUAAAAUAAAUUUGAAUGAGAGCGACAGUGACAGUGACUUUAAAAAUACCAGUCCUAUGACUUGUAUAAAACCAUGUAGAACAAUCCGUCAUUCUGAUCCAUUUGGAAGAAUCCUAGAUAAGUUCGAUAUUUUCAUAUGUAGAAUAAAAGUUUCUCUCUAUGCCAAAACCAUAUCAGGAGACUUAGAGGAAACUAGUGAAUCUCUGUCAGACUUGAAGAAAUAUCUCGUAGAUAUUAAGUCUAGCUUCUCAUAUUCAGAAUUGAUUGAAAAACUCUCAUCUUUCACUAAAUGUAUUGAAGACAACAGUGAUCUUGCUUCAGUUUUUCUACUUCAUUUUACCCAAUACAUUAGCUCACAACUUGCACUGGAAAAUAACUUGAAAGAAAUAAUUGGGUUUGUUGAGUGCAUGACACCAUGCUUAGAGGCUGCUAUAAAAGGACAUAUCUCACAGAAUAUAAUCAGUGACAUCAAGAACCAAAAUCUCAUCCAAAAUUUGUUACUUAGUGUAGCUGCUUUAUUCAGGGAGGAGACGAAAUACAAGGAAAGUUCCAUAAGAACAGUCAUGGAAUAUGCCAAGGGUGCAAACCCAGCAAAAGCACAAAUCAUUCGCAUGAGCACAGAAGACUCCAAAACUAUAUUCCAGGAAACAUUUGCAGAUAUGGGCCCACACAUGGAUCUCUACACUAUUUACUUUUGGUAUAUCAUCAAUGUCUGUAAAUUGGAAGUCAAGGAUGGGAAGCAGUCAUCCAUGAUAUCCAUGACCAAGGCUCUUGAGGCAUCGGGAAAGUUCAUAAAUACCCUACCUACGUCUGAGCUCAAGUCCAGAAAGUCGAAGCUUCCUUCAAUAAAUGAGAAGCAAACUGUUCAUCGGCCAGAUGAGUGUAAAGUCACCCAAGCAAGUGACACAAGUGCCAUUGGUGCCCCUUCCUCUUCCACCGCCACCUGUUCCUCCAGCACUGCCUCCUCCCCCACCAGUACUCCUACCACGGCCAAAGAGCUCCGUUACCAGUGGGUGGACUUCAGGCUAGGACAAAUGUAUGAGAAUGGAGUAACUUUCCUGGUGAAUAUGGAAAACUGGCUGGAGAAACUGCUAGAAAUCUCGAGAUUUGUGCAGAACCUUGAAGUAAAGAAACAAGUGCGGUUCUCUCCUUCUCUUGGCACUACUUUUGCUCUGUUUUUACAGGAAGGAAUCAGAACCCUCACUGGUAAAGCAGACAUAACCUACAUUCGUGUGCGAGUGGUGCGAGUUGUAGGUCCUGUUGUGUGUGUUUAUGGCAUAGACACGGGCACCACGCAUACCUGUCACUCAGUAGACCUCAUUCUCUUGCCAUCGACAGUCCUUAGUCACCCCCCUGCUGGACGUCUCGCCUUCUUGCCUGUUGCACCGACACCAGGUAAAACCCCAGCCCAGUACAAUUUACAGGUGUCGUGAUGAUCCUGAAGCUUUGCUAUUGCGCGAAGGAGGUGUCAGCACAUUCGUUCGUGGGCAAAGAACUGCUCACAUGAUGAAUGCCUCUGCAAUGUGGGCAAAGGAGCUGCAAGAAGAAGUUGCAGAGGAAAAACAGUUGUUGCUGAAUACAAUAUUAUCAUAAGAUACAUCAGUGAGUGAGUGAGUGAGUGAGUGAGUGAGUGUGUGUGUGUGUGUGUGUGUGUGUGUGUGUGUGUGAGUGAGUGAGUGAGUGAGUGAGUGGUGUGUGUGUGUGUGUGUGUGUGUGUGUGGUGGUGAGUGAGUGAGUGAGUGAGUGAGUGAGUGUGUGUGUGUGUGUGUGUGUGUGUGUGUGCAUGCAUGUGUAUGUAUCUAUAUCUGAAUGCAUAUGUGCAUGCAAUCAUGCAACCCCAUGUAUGUAUGUGUCUGCAUAUAUGUGUUAUAUAUAUUGAUGUGCACACAAAGGUAGAGAGAGAAUGAAUUGAAUAUGUAAACACAUUUUGAUAAAACCAGUACUAAUACAAUAUUAGUAAUUUUACACCUUCAAGUAGUUUUACACCUGUGGCUCAUAUAUGUGUGCAGUUUUGUAUAGGCAGUUAUGCAUAGGCUUGUAUGCUUGUGAAUAAAUUAUGAAGAAUAA